AUGGCUUCCGAGGUGGUUGAGGAUGUGACUCGUCUGAAGACUUUCGAAGAACCCAACAUCCAUCGAUCUGGAAUUGAUGAAUACCAAAACAUGUUUGAGCCGAGCUGCGGCAGAGCUACUUGCCCUGGUGUCGCAGGAAAAGUUAUCCUCCGAAGGCGCGGCAAAGCUCUUUUCUUGACCUUUUCCAAUCAGCAGCCGCUUGGUGUUAUGGGUACGCUGCUUAUGCGAAGCCUUUCUUGUGCGCACGAAGGAGGCCCAUACACCAGCUCUGUCAAGAUCCCUUCGAGAGUAGGAAACACGGAUCGCAAGAUGAGGAGUCAAGCAUGGAGAGCCCUUGCAGUGGCGAUAACAGGAUUUUUGGCCAGUGUUGAUGCGCAGACGGGAACAGCCAAGGAUUUGGGAUCGUUGCUUGCCGGACAGAAGAACCUGACGACGUUCUAUUCUUUGAUUCAAAUCCUCGCACCGAAUAACGAUGCCUUCGAAAAGAUUCCCUACACUCAACUCAACCAGGCCUUUGCGGACAACGACCAAGAUACUAUUGUCAAUGUCCUCGAGUACCACAUCUUGCAAGGCACGAAAAUGGCAGCUCAAUUAGUCCCAGGCACGCCAGUCUUCAUGCCGACACUGCUGACUAGCACAACAUGGACCAAUGUUUCGGGAGGCCAGAAUGUAGAGAACGUCGAGCAGGCUGGGGAUGUAGUGAUUUUUGUGUCAGGUCAGGGAAGCAGAGCUACGCUUACACAGGCCGAUCUCUCCUUCACUGGUGGAGUCGUCCAAGUCAUUGACUCGCUCCUCAUCCCACCCACAAAUCUUACCAGUACUACCACAUCCUUCAACAUCACUUCCUUCCAAGGAGCCCUCUACCAAACCUCUCAGCUGCGAAACUUUACUGAUACCCCCAAUUACACCAUUUUCGCACCAACCAACUCGGCCUUCCAGUCCCUCGGUAGCGCCAUCUCCAACCUGACGGUUGAAGAUCUCCGCUCCGUCAUGGACUUCCACGUCCUGCAAAACCAAGUCACCUUCUCGACCGCUCUCAAGAACGGCACCACCUGGCCCACCAAGCAAGGUGAGAACCUCACGGUGCACCGCUCCGGAAAUAACGUCUACAUCGGCAGCGCGCAGCUCCUCACCUCCGACGUCCUGCUCGCCAACGGCGUCCUGCACGUCAUCGACAACGUGCUCAACCCGCAACGGCCAGGCGCCCUGCCCAACCCGGACCUCCCCACCCAGCUCCCCGCCUUCGCCGCGGCAAGCAGCGUCGACAGCCUACCUUUCACAACGGCGAUCCCGUGCACAGAGAGUUGUCCCGCGGCGGUUAGCACGAGCGGGAGUGCCUCGGGCGUAACGGACGCUACGAGGACGGCGACGACGAGCGCCAGCAGCCCGGUGAGGACGAGCAGUAGCAAGGCACUGGGUGCGGCGGUGGCGAGGGAGACGGGUUUUGCGGCUGCUGGGACGGCGGGUUUGGUGAUUGCGCUUGGGGGCGCGGUCAUGAUGCUCUAG
Molecule: messenger RNA, 1506 nt
Organism: Drepanopeziza brunnea f. sp. 'multigermtubi' MB_m1
Lineage: Eukaryota; Fungi; Ascomycota; Leotiomycetes; Helotiales; Drepanopezizaceae
Source: RefSeq, a predicted model, not a curated record